AUGCAGAAAUCAACCAAGUCAAGGAAACCUCAAGGGCCAACAGAUUUUCCCCCAGAGGAGGCCCAAGAUGAUGGCAACCUGCCAGAAGCUACGGGUGAGCACAGCACGGAAGCACAAAGUCUCUCAGAGCUCUCAACUUUAUUAAAAGGCCUGAUGCAACAGCAUGCUGACCGUGAGGCAAAAUGGGAGCAGGACAGACAACGCCAGGAUGAACGGUGGCAUAGAAUGCAACACCAGUUCAGCCAACUGCAGCAGGAGUUCCAGUCGGAGCGCCGGGAGCAUCAGAUGCUGUGGGAAGGUGCAGUAGCUGAUUCCGGAGUGCCUCUGAGUUCCUCAGUGCGGAAAAAGGUGCAGCAACCUGUUCAACAGCGAGGAAAACCCCCUGAAUCUUCCGCACCACCACAGUCAUCCAAUCUGGGCAGAGUAAGCGGUUGGAAAGGCCCGAAGAUGCAGCCCUAUGGUGAGGAUGAAGAUAUUGAACAUUAUUUAACCACUUUUGAGAGGAUUGCAACAGGAUGUCAGUGGCCACAAGAAGAAUGGGCACUGCAUCUGGCUCCACUUCUUAGUGGUAAAGCACGUGCGGCAUAUGUUGCUAUGGACACUGAAGAGACAAUGGACUAUGAUAAGGUAAAAACCGCCGUUCUUGAAAAAUUUGAAAUAAGUGCUGAGACUUACCGAACCAGAUUCCGCAACAUGACGGUGAAGGACGAUGAGACACCCAAAGAGCUGCGAACUCGCCUUAAAGACCUAUAUGAAAAGUGGAUGCUUCCAAAGGAGAAGACGAAGGACCAAAUAGGAGAUGUCAUAGUGAUGGAACAGUUUCUCAGAGUUCUUAACCCAGAGCUGAGGACCUGGGUGAAAGAGCGCAACCCCACCACUUCAAAAGAAGCUGCAGAGAUGGCAGAGGCUUUUCUUGCAGCCCGACGCCCACAAAAAGGGUAUAUGUUAGGAAAACCCAGUUCAGCCAAUGUUUUUGUGGGUAGGUCAGGGGGUGGGAAUGGGUACAAAGCUAAAAGCCCUAAACAAAGUUCCCCAAUCACUAGCAGUAGCCGCGCUAGAGAAGUAAAGCAGAGAGGCCCGUUGGUGUGUCAUGCCUGUGGUCAAGCAGGUCACUUUAAGGCAGAUUGCCCAGGUCAGCAAGUCAGUAAGACUUACAUGUGUCUUUCACCACAGUGUUUUGACUUGCUAGAGGAAGAAACAGAGUCUCUAGCACCCUCCAGUGAUCAGGAGCACACCAUCUGUGUUUUCAUUGAGGGAAAACCUUGUGUUGCCCUCUUGGAUUCAGGCAGUAGCCGCACACUUGUCAGGCAAGAUUGUCUCCCUAGCGACACCACAUUUUGUGGUAAAGUUAAAGUCUGGUGUGUUCAUGGUGAUAAUGUUGAUUAUCCUAUUGCCAAUGUUUGCCUUCAAGUUAAUGAAAAAGAGUACGUACUUACAGUUGGAGUAAUGGAUAAACUUCCCUACCAGAUUGUGUUGGGCCGGGACAUGCCAAUUCUUGGGGAGUUAUUAGCAAAGACAGAGAAAGACAGAGAAGAGAAGAAUCUGCAUGUUGCAUGUGAAGGUCUGCUAGUAGUCACUAGGUCUGGUAAUAAAGCUUGUCAGUCAGAGCCAGGUUUGAGUGAGUUGCCCUAUGCAGACAGUGAAAUUCCAGAUAUUGACAGACUAAGUAGGCCGCAUAUAAAGAAAAGUAAAAUGCAGAGAAGACAGGAAAAAGUGAGGGGGACAGAAAUUGCUGAGUCACUUCCUGAACCAGAGAUCGAUGAGCUCCUGGUUGUCCCGAGCAAUAUGCCUGACUAG
This is a messenger RNA of Haplochromis burtoni (Burton's mouthbrooder), 1797 nucleotides long. RefSeq lists its product as uncharacterized. Bases 1 to 1797 code for a protein of 598 amino acids. Gene Ontology annotation, biological process: proteolysis. Gene Ontology annotation, molecular function: aspartic-type endopeptidase activity; zinc ion binding; nucleic acid binding. Lineage: Eukaryota; Metazoa; Chordata; Actinopteri; Cichliformes; Cichlidae. The record is from RefSeq and is a predicted model, not a curated record. The transcript has a single exon.